This is a messenger RNA of Sorex fumeus (smoky shrew), 467 nucleotides long. RefSeq names its product transmembrane protein 35B (gene TMEM35B). The transcript has 3 exons. NCBI's taxonomy places the organism in Eukaryota, Metazoa, Chordata, Mammalia, Eulipotyphla, Soricidae. The coding region runs from base 1 to 465 and encodes 154 amino acids. The record is from RefSeq and is a predicted model, not a curated record.
AUGGCGCUCUGGCUCGCCACGGCGCUACGUGGCCUGUUGGGCGGCUUCUUUGUGCUCACCGGGACGGUGAAGCUCUCGGAGCACAUCUCAGCUCCCGCGUCCGAGCAGAUGAGAGCCCUGUUCGUGCAGUUCUCCGAGGUGUUCCCACUGAAGAUGUUCGGCUACCAGCCCGAUCCCCUGAGUUACCAGGAGGCCGUGGGCUGGCUCGAGCUGCUGGCUGGGCUGCUGCUAGCCCUGGGCUCACCGGAGCUGCAAGAGAUCAGUAACUUACUCUUGACCCUGCUCAUGAUGGGGGCCAUCUUCACUUUGGCGUCUCUGAAAGAGUCUCUGAGCACCAGUAUCCCGGCCCUCGUCUGCCUCGGGCUCUUGCUGCUGUUGGAUUUCUGCCGCUUCUUAUUCCCAGCUGAAGAGGUAGUGGUCCUCACCAGGCAGACUCCAAGUGCACCCAAGGACUUUCCGCAGUAGAA